AUGAGCAACUCUUUCCUGAACGACGGUAUACUCCUUCUGUCCAUGCCUGGGCCGAGCAGAGAUCCGUCGUACUAUAUCCACGAUGGAAACACUGUGCUACUCGUUGAAAACACUCUAUUCAAGGUUCACAGAUCGGUGCUCACCAAGGAUAAAUCCGCGUUCGAAACGAUGUUCCAACUGCCUGGAGAGACAGACUCUGCGCGUUCGGAGUCUAGUAUGACAGUCGCGCAGGAGGGCGAGAGCGACGACAACCCGAUCAAGCUGCAGGGUGAUACCGCGGACGAAUUCCGCGCCCUCAUGUGGGCGUUGUAUUCACUACCGCAUGAGCUCACGAUAGCGAUGACCGCCGAAGCGGACUGUACGCAGCUUGCCAAUCUCGUCCGCAUCACGCACAAGUACCAAUUUCGCAACAUCAUGACCUGGGCACUCUCCGCGCUGCACCACUACUAUGCGCGACCCGGUGCGCUGGACGACAUCCUCACCGCCACGCCCUCAAGCUCAAGUACCCCAACACCCGGUCCCCUGGCCCACCCCCCGACAGUUACCGCGGGUGGUCUCCCAACCGCGUCCUCCUCGCAUCCGCCCACGCUCAUCCAACUCACGGAGCUCGCCGCGCUCUGCGAGCGUGCGGACCUGCUCGAGUGCACGCUCGUCCGCUGGAAGCGGCUCAUUGGCGAAGGGCGCGAUCUCGUGCUCGCGAUCGUGAUCGGGGAGCGGUUCACCUUGCGGCCCAUCCUUGGGCUCGCGUACCACGCGCUCAUGCUCCGCGGCAAGGCCGCCUGGGACGCCGAGCCCUCUCUUACGCGCGCGCAGCGCGUGCGCCUCCUCGCGGGAUACUACGCCUUGUCGAAGCUGUGGGACGUCCUCCCCUCGCAGCCCCCGCCCUUGACUCAUAGCGCGCGGUGCACGAGCCAGCAGCGGUGUGCGAAGGCGUGGGGCGCGCUGUGGCGGACCGUGCUGGAGACGGGGACGCAGGUGAUGCCCGGGCUGGCGCGCGAGGACGUGCUGGGAAAGAUCAUGCUCGCGGAGAGCAUGAUGAAGGCGCUCGUGGAGAGGGAGAUUCCGAGCCAGGGCUUCUUGGACGGCAUGCCGCAUUGCAGGGAGAGCGCGCUCGUUGCGACUACGGUGCGGAUGCGGGAGAUCAAGGAGAGUCUGGCCGACUACUUCUCGGUCGAUUUCUAG
Dichomitus squalens LYAD-421 SS1 is the source of this 1182-nucleotide messenger RNA. RefSeq lists its product as uncharacterized. The transcript is spliced from 3 exons. Gene Ontology annotation, molecular function: protein binding. NCBI's taxonomy places the organism in Eukaryota, Fungi, Basidiomycota, Agaricomycetes, Polyporales, Polyporaceae. The record is from RefSeq and is a predicted model, not a curated record. Bases 1 to 1182 code for a protein of 393 amino acids.